This is a messenger RNA of Myotis lucifugus (little brown bat), 2564 nucleotides long. RefSeq names its product hook microtubule tethering protein 2 (gene HOOK2). Bases 109 to 2262 code for a protein of 717 amino acids. The transcript has 22 exons. The record is from RefSeq and is a predicted model, not a curated record. Gene Ontology annotation, cellular component: cytoplasm; centrosome. Gene Ontology annotation, molecular function: dynein light intermediate chain binding; microtubule binding. NCBI's taxonomy places the organism in Eukaryota, Metazoa, Chordata, Mammalia, Chiroptera, Vespertilionidae. Gene Ontology annotation, biological process: cytoplasmic microtubule organization; cytoskeleton-dependent intracellular transport.
GCUCUAGGCCGAGCGGGAGGUCGCGGUUGCGGGCGCUCGCUGGUGGCGGACCUGGAGGAGGCUGCGGUGGCGGGGCUCCACGGCCGGGGUCAAAUCCGAUCGGGAGCCAUGAGCGUGGACAAGGCCGAACUAUGUGUGUCUCUGUUCACCUGGUUGCAGACGUUCCCCGUCCCAUCCCCCUGUGCCAGCCCCCAGGACCUGAGCAGUGGCCUGGCCAUAGCCUAUGUGCUGAACCAGAUAGACCCUUCCUGGUUCAACGAGGCCUGGCUCCAGCGCAUCUCAGAAGACCCAGGUCCCAGCGGGAGGCAGAAGGUCAGCAAUCUGAAGAUAAUCUUACAGAGCCUGGUGGAGUACUCCCAGGAUGUCCUAGGACAUCCCAUUUUGGAGCAGCACCUCCCAGAUGUGAGCCUCAUUGGCCAGUUCUCAGACCCUGGAGAGCUCGGCAAGCUGCUUCAGCUGGUGCUGGGCUGUGCCAUCAGUUGCGAGAAAAAGCAGGAGUACAUCCAGAGAAUUAUGACGCUGGAGGAGUCGGUUCAGCAUGUGGUGAUGGCAGCCAUCCAGGAGCUCAUGAUCAAAGACACCCCUGGUACCCUGUCACAGGAGACAUAUGGGAACUUUGACAGCCAGUCCCGCAGGUACUACUUCCUGAGUGAGGAGGCUGAUGAGGGGGACGAGCUGCGGCAGCGCUGUCUGGACCUGGAGCGGCAGCUGGUGCUCCUGUCAGAGGAGAAGCAGAGCCUGGCGCAGGAGAACGCGGUGCUACGGCAGCGGGUGGGCCAGCCAGAGGGCGAGGUCGCCAUGGGCCUCACUGCCAAGAAGCUGCUGCUGCUACAGUCCCAGCUGGAGCAGCUGCAGGAAGAGAACUUCAGGCUGGAGAGCAGCAGGGAGGAUGAUCAUCUGCGGUGUGUGGAGCUGGAGCGGGAGGUCACUGAGCUACAGCAGCGGAACCAGGCCCUGACCAGCCUGGCCCAGGAGGCGCAGGCCCUGAAGGAUGAGAUGGAUGAACUGCGCCAGUCCUCGGAGCGUGCUGGGCAGCUAGAGGCCACGCUGAGCAGCUGCCGGAGCCGCCUGGGAGAGCUCAGGGAGCUGCGGAGGCAGGUGCGGCAGCUGGAGGAGCGCAACGCUGGCCACGCAGAGCGCACGCGGCAGCUGGAGGAGGAGUUGCGCAGGGCUGGCUCUCUGCGCGCCCAGCUGGAGGCGCAGCGGCUGCAGGUUCAGGAAUUGCAGAGCCAGCAGCAGGAGGAGGCCAUGAAGGCUGAAAAAUGGCUAUUUGAGUGUCGCAAUCUGGAGGAAAAGUAUGAGUCGGUAACAAAGGAGAAAGAGCGGCUGUUGGCUGAGCGGGACUCACUGCGGGAGGCCAAUGAGGAGCUGCGCUGUGCCCAGCUGCAGCCUCGGGGACCGAGCCAGGCUGACCCCUCGCUGGAUCCCACCUCACCGGCUGUGGAAAACCUGGCAGCAGAGAUCCUACCUGCCGAGCUCAGGGAGACGCUCCUGCAGCUUCAGGGAGAGAACAGGCGCCUGUGCCAGCAGGAGGCGGCCGACCGGGAGCGGCAGGAGGAGCUGCAGCGCCACCUGGAGGAGGCCAACCGUGCGCGCCACCAGCUGGAGACGCAGCACCGGCUGAACCAGCAGCAGCUAUUGGAUCUGCGGGUCCAGGUGGAGGACCUACAGAAGGCACUGAAGGAGCAGGGGGGCAAGAGCGAGGACCCGGCCCUACUGAAGAGGAAGCUGGAGGAGCAUCUGCAGAAGCUGCAUGAAGCGGAUCUAGAGCUGCAGCGGAAGCGCGAGUACAUCGAGGAGCUGGAGCCACCCAGCGACGGCAGCACAGACCGGCGAAUCGAGGAGCUUCAGGACAGCCUGCAGAAGAAGGACGCAGACUUGCGGGCCAUGGAGGAGCGGUACCGCCGCUAUGUGGACAAGGCACGCACGGUCAUACAGACCCUGGAACCAAAGCAGCGGCCACCUGGGGGGGUGCCUCCGGAACUCCAUACCUUGAGGACACAGCUCCGGGAGCGGGAAGUCCGAAUCCGACACCUGGAGAUGGACUUUGAGAAGAAUCGAAGCCAGCGGGAGCAGGAAGAAAAGUUGCUCAUCAGUGCCUGGUAUAAUAUGGGCAUGGCCUUACAGCAGCGAGCGGGGGAAGAGCGGGCGCCUGCACAUGCUCAGUCAUUCCUGGCACAGCAGCGGCUGGCUACCAAUGCUCGCCGUGGACCCCUGGGACGCCUAGCAUACUUGAACAUGCGCCCCGCUGACAAGCAUUGAUGGACCUCAGGAUCCUGCCCACCUGCCCAGCCAGUCAGGGCUUAAUCCUAGAUCCCCCCAACUCCCCCAGGGCUCAGCAUCAUGCCUGGGUCAGCUGCUUGAGAGCCUUGAGGUCAUGACCUGUGGCUUUUGUUCUCCCUGGUGAGACAAGCUACAGGACAGGGCGGGAGGCAGGUAUGGGUGUGUUCUUUUUAGCAAUGUGAUUCUUACCCUUAAUAUUCUUCCUGAGGCUAAUGAGCUGCCAGGAUGGAGAGAGUGAUUUUAUAUUUGAGAAGAAAAAUAAUAAAGAUUUUCAAUCUGCC